Puma concolor (puma) is the source of this 1854-nucleotide messenger RNA. It is a transcript of the gene DGLUCY, whose product is annotated as D-glutamate cyclase. The record is from RefSeq and is a predicted model, not a curated record. Gene Ontology annotation, molecular function: D-glutamate cyclase activity. Gene Ontology annotation, biological process: glutamate metabolic process. NCBI's taxonomy places the organism in Eukaryota, Metazoa, Chordata, Mammalia, Carnivora, Felidae.
AUGAUAACCUUCAGUCUUCCCUCUGCCAUAAGGAGCUUGAUCCUACAGAAGACACCAGACAUCAGAAAUAUGUCCAGCAUGGCUGGGGUAAGGCUCCGACCAGCCAGCAUGGUGGUCCUGCACAGGUCCCUGGCUCCAGCCUUUGAAAAGUUCCGCCAAACCAACAAUGGCCCUCUGCCCCUCCUGGGCCUGACUGAGCCAAGCAAGUGGACGUUGCCUACCCCGAACGCUGUUCUGGACACCAGGACAGGGUGUCCCUAGUUCCGGAAGUACGAGUUUGUUGCCCACAGAGGCAGCCUGACCUCAUUGGAGGAGUACUCGGAGCAGCUGAGGGACAUGGUGACCUUCCUCCCGGACUGCAGCUCCUCCCUGGAAGCAGCCUUGGAGAAGGUGGGGCUCCCCAGAAGAGACUCCGUAGGGCAUGGUCACGUGGGUGUGUACGAGACGACAGCGCCUUGUGCCACCAUUGCUGGCUUUUGCUGCCACCUGGUGGUCACAAUGCGGCCCAUCCCCAAGAACAAGCUGGAAGGGCUGGCGCGGGCCAGUUGCUCCCCAGGGAAUAAGGGACAUCCCAUUCAUGUCGGCGACCCGGAAUGGUUGGGAAUCAAAGAUCUUUCUAGACCUGACUAUGGGGAGCCUGUGGUGUGUCAGCCGGGGGACGUCCCAGUGUUCUGACCUUCUCCAAUGACCAGCCUCGAAGCUGUCAGCAGCUGCAAGACCCCGCUGGCUUUCACCAGUGCACUGGGUUGCACAGUCAUGACCAACCUGAAGAAUACAGAGGCUCCACCCAGUUGUCUUACCCCUGAGGGAAUUCCUGAGGUCCAUCACAUUUCCCAAGAUCCUUUGCCCUACAGCAUCGCAUCAGCUUCAGCUGUUCAGAAGAUUAGAGAACUAGAGACUAUAAUUGUCAUAGACCCAGGCCACUGGAGGAUCGGGCACCUGCUCUGUAAAGGUGAGCUGCUGAGGGCCUCCCUGUCACUGUCCCACGCCCACUCGGUGCUCGUCACCGCCGGCUUCCCCACUCACUUCAACCAUGAGCCCCCAGAAGAGACAGACGGCCCAUCAGGAGCCAUUGCUCUGGCCGCCUGCCUACAGGCCUUGGAGAAGGAGGUCUCCGUGAUCGUUGACCUGAGAGCUUCGGGUUUGUUCAAGAAACCUGUUGAAGAUGCCGUUGAGCAAGGGGUCCUGAAGACACAGAUCCCCAUAUUAACUCUCCAAGGUGAAUCAGUGGGAGCUGCUCAGGCAUUUCUCUGCAAAGAUGGGGACCCCAAGUCACCCAGAUUCGACCAUCUGGUGGCAAUUGAGCGCACAGGAAGGGCCGCCAAUGGUAAUUGCUAUAAUGCGAGGAAGAUGAGCAUCAGGCACUGGGUUGACCCCACUGAUGAUCUUUUGCUGGCAGCACAGAAGAUUCCUGGAAUCUCAGCUACUGGUAAGGGUUGGUGAUGGGGCAAUCAGCUUGGGAAGGGCAAAGUCAAGGAGGCUGUGAAAAGACACAUACGAAAUGGGGAUGUGAUUGCCUGUGAUGUGGAGGCUGACUUUGCUGUCAUCACUGAUGUUUCUAACUGGGGAGGCUGUGCCUUGGCCUGUGUGCUGUACAUCCUCAACUCAUGUGAGGUCCACAGACGUUACCUAAGGGAGGCAGUUGGACCCUCCAGAGCACCUGGGGAGCAGGACUGGGCUCAGGCCCUUCCAUCCGUUGCUAAGGAAGAAAAAGUGUUGGGCAUCCUGGUGCGGCACCAAGUCCAGAGUGGAGUCUCGGGCGAGGUGGGCCCGGAGGUAGAUGGGCUGUCCUUCCACGGCACCCACGCCCAGAUGAUCCAGAAGCUGGUGGAUGUCACUGCGAUGGGUAUGUGA